AUGUUCAAACGACUCCGUCCCCCGGCUGCCGCUGAACAAAUUUUGGCGUCUCGAAAAAAACCGGAAAAACUACACCUUCGUUCUGCGUCUGUUGGCUUAGCCCCUUCAGAUGACGGUGAGCAAUCACCAUCACCAGGUCCAUUUGGUAAAGAUGAGAAGGAUAAGAAACAGAAUCGACGAGAAUCAAUCAAAGAGCAUCUGAUGAAGUUUAAAGCGAAGGCUGGAAAGAUUCUAGAAGAAAAGCAGCCUAGUGUGAAGCCAUUGGUGGAGGAAGGAGCGCAGAAUAACAGUUCUUCUUUUUUGUCCCAAGGAUCGGAAACCGACCAAAAAGAAGAGCUUUCUGUAGCAGUGGUAGAUGAACAGACUAGUUUAGAAUCAUCGAUCCAACAGGAUGUGUCUAAGAAAGAAUCCAAAGAGCAAAUGAGGAAUCGAAUCAGAAAAAGUGCUCAAAAGGCGGUGGAGAGAACUCGUGGGAAUGUUCAAUUGAAUAGAAGAUUGGCUAGACGACCUACAGUAGUCCAAGAGGAACAUCUUGAUGAGAAUGACUUGCAUGCCAUUGAUGAGCAAGUUGAGAAGACGAUUAAGAUGGGAGAGAAGUACCUGGUUGCAAAUGAGACUACUAACGCAGCUGAAAGAGAUAUCGAUGAGUUUUUCGAAGCAAAACCAAAGAAGGAUGAGGUGAAAAAAGAAGAGCCGAGAAAAGUGAUUUAUGGGAGAGUGGAAGAGGUCAAAUAUCAACAUGAUUUAAUGGUUAAAUAUGUGCUGAAGGAUAGCAAUAUAAUUUGUGGAGAAAUAGUGCCAAAGGAUAUUCUGAAGAAGGCUACAGUACUACCAACCAGGGUCGAGUACGCCGAAGACUCAGUGAGCGUUUACACUGCUCCAGAAGCCGUCGACAACGUAAUCAGUCAGGCUAGAAGUCGAAAAUACGUCCAACUGGACGUCUUCAUAGACUCGAUUCAUUUCGAUCAUCACUAUCUUUGGUCUGAGGAAGAAGUCAUUUCUGCUGAAUUGCGCAAUGAGUUCAUGGUUCAACUUUUGAGGGUCCAUGAGAUUGCUCAGCUUGAGAGACAUCAACUAGACUUGGACCGCCAACCGCGGAUGAAAGAGCAGGUUCGUAAGGGGCGGUUGGAAUUGGAACGCCUUGGAGACGUGUUAAAUGAGACUAGAAGAGUUCAAGGGUAUACGGCAACGACAUCAAAUUUUGUGCCUGCUAAGACUUCAUGGGAAAUCGAAGACUGGAGCAAUUACGGCUCUGUUACCAAAUCUGCCAAACUAACAUCAAUUGGAAAGAUCCCAAAAGCAUCCCGCCAACGAAUCGCCAUGAUGAGAAAAACAACUAUCCAACUGAUCCUAUCAUUCAAUGAUAAUUUUGUCAGUAGUACUGCAUGGAUUCCGUUGAGUUCUAAUGUGAUGUCGUAUGCGAAACGAUUCGAACUGGAGUUGUGUUCUGCGAUGAAGUCGUUGACUCUGGAGGUUAAGGAACAUUGUAAUGGAAAGGUUCGAACAUUGGGAGUUGGAAAUGUCCCAUUGCCAUCUGAUGAUGAUUUAGAGAUUGCGUUGCAUGAAGUUUGGUUUGAGAAUAAUGAUUUCAUGGAGUCUGUUGCUGGAAGCAUUGGCUCUAAUCCGAAUCGUAAGGAAACUGGGAGAAUCUUAUGUAGAACAAUUCUGGAGGACGGCGAGCUUAAAAUUGCCGACGACAAACUAUUAGCCGAGUCCAUGCAAGAGAAGAAGAAGAAAUUUGAGCUCAUCCCAUCGGAAUUAGUUCUAGGAUCCUUAAAUGAGGAAGAUGAUAAAAGGAGAUUGGAAGAGCUCCGAGAAGAGGAUCGAGCGCAGAAACGGCAUGCGUAUAGAAGUGCAAUCGAUUCUAGAAGGAUUUCGGCACUUCAGUUUGCCAAUUUGGCCAGAAAGCGAGUGAUGGAUAGGAGACAGAGAAAGGAGAGGAAGUACGAGGAAAUCGUGAGAGAGGAGUCCAUUCCAACUCUUUCGGUAGCGUUUUCGCAACUUUUUGGACCAGCCGAUAUUUCGAGAAGAUUGAAACCGAUGAGAAAGGAGGAGCGUGCCAGAGAAGAUGGUUGGGAUAAUACCAUAGUGAUUAACAUCCAAUCAGCUAACAAUCUCCCUGUUCGACAUUCCGGAAUGCUUCAACCAUUUGUAGUCGUCAGUUAUUCUGGAAAACGACUCAAUACCGAUGUGGCCGUGGGACGACAUCCGAAUUGGCAGUUUACGGGAAAGCUAGUGAUUUCAAAGGAGGAUCGAGAGGCGGAGUAUAUUGAGAUUAGAAUUUAUGACCAGCUCGUCGAAGGCAUCGAUAAGGACGAUCGUAUUCAGAACGUUGUGUAUGAGCAAUUGUCGGCUCGGCUCUUGGCUACACAAAAAAUUCGUUUCGAGACAUUGUCGGUGGUUUCGAAAAUCAAUGCGCCCAUCAUGCUGAAUGUUCCACUUUAUAUAACGAAUUAUAGGUUGUUAAAAUCACUUCUUAAUAUCUUGGUAAACUUUAUUUCCCCGGACCCAUGCUUCUUGAAAAUCCUCUUCUCCACCCAAAUCGAUCCAAAAACUCAAGUCGAAUAUACCAAAAGCACAUCAAGUUUCGAAAAUCAAAAAACGCUGGACAAAUGUGCACUUCUCGAAAGGCAACUACACGAACAAUAUCCAAAACGAAUAUUCCGUCCGUUGGUCACUGAUCUGAAUGCCAAUUCUACGAUUUGUACAAGAUAUCUUCGUCCAAUUAUUCCACCUCAAAUUGUAAUGCAAGAAAAUGCGGCGAAUAUUCCGGAAAUUUGUCGACUGGCUGCAAAAAUUGUGUCAGGAAUACCACGUGUCGAUGCGACGUCCCAUUCGGACAUCUGGGGAAAUGUGUUCCAGUUGAUAAGUAUUGCUGCAGGAGGAUUAGAGGAGAGAGCUACUCUGUUGGGAUGCUGGCUUCUGCAUUUCAGACUUCCUGUUGCUAUAAUUCUAGGGGAAGCUCGCGGCGAAAAAACUGGAUUUGUGUUGUCGGAAAUCGAGGGAAAACAAGUUUUGAUCGAUCCGGAGAAUGGCCACAUCUAUCAAGCGAUGGAUUCAAAUUGUGCAUUGGACAAAAUUUAUGGAGCGUUUGAUGAGAAAAAUUAUUAUGCAAAUGUUCAGCCGUAUGAGCAAGCAUCACAGAUUUCAAUGAAUUUGACGAAGACCCCUCACUGGAAGCCACUAUUUGCUGCCAACGAUGACCCUUUGGAAAGUGUCCAACCAGCUUCAAUCCGUUAUUCAAAAGUUCCAGAAGACUGGAUAGUUGAGCUCCGCGUUUCUCUUGAACGAGAAAUCAAACUCCGAUUUGACGAAUCCAGAAAACACGCCAUCCCUCAAUGGCAUCUCAUCGCUGCUCGCCAACUUCGAGAAGUUCUAGAAGGACCUCGUGGCAUUUCUGAAGCAACUGUAGAUGAGAAAAUGUCAAGACUACGAGAAGGCUACACGGUUACUGUAGUCAUCUUUCGUCUGAGUUAUUCUUCAAUGGAUGAAUGUGUCAAGGAAGUGUUAGCAAGUCGUUUGCACGAUUCGUCGGAUCAGAAUGCACAAUUCGCAUCGGCGGUGAAUGUCGUCGACUUUUUUGCGCAUGUUAUUCAAAUUGACGUAGCCUUGGCAGUUUUGAAGCCAAAAAGGUAG
Molecule: messenger RNA, 3636 nt
Organism: Caenorhabditis briggsae
Lineage: Eukaryota; Metazoa; Nematoda; Chromadorea; Rhabditida; Rhabditidae
Gene: Cbr-mks-6
Product: Protein CBR-MKS-6
Exons: 15
Coding region: 1-3636 (1211 amino acids)
Biological process (GO): non-motile cilium assembly; protein localization to ciliary transition zone
Cellular component (GO): ciliary transition zone
Source: RefSeq, a predicted model, not a curated record